AUGAAAUUAAUUUCUAUACUACCCAUAUUUGCUGCCAGUGGCUCCUGGGCGUUAGACUGCUCUCAAAUUCCAGCUUCACAAAUUUAUGCUGGCAACCAGAUUUUCAUACCAGGACCAUCUAAAGAAUUGCAACCAUUGCCAGCAAAUUUUAAUUGUGUUUAUAAAAUCACUGUUCCAGUGAAUGCUACCAGUGGUCUAUACGCACAUGUUGUGUUGAGAAAUGGAUUGAAAGGUGUCAAUGAUUAUAUUAUUGUUACAGACAUGACGGGUCUCCGGACUAUUCAUAACAACCGGACCGGGAUGAGAAACUUCGAUUUGGAAUACAAAGUGAUACCCGGUGCUCAGAUGAGUAUUCAAGUGACCACGAAAACAAACAUUGGUCCGACGAUUCAAAUGAAGACUGGAUCUGAGAUGAACUACUAUCGGUUGUCUGCCGCCAUGAGCGAUGGAUCGGGUGUGUUUAGUUCGGUGACAAUGGUUGGGAAUGAGCCGAUCGCAAUGAGCUACCCAUUGAAUAUUGACAACCUGAACAUCUAUUCCAAUAUCUAUAUCAUCGAAGGAACUCUCACCAAUCAAACCAGUAUAUAUAAAAUGACUAACAAAGAAGUCGCAACUUCUACCAAUGCUAUCACAAUAGUAGCUUUCGAUGACGGAUUUUAUCCACUCGUUUUCAACACAUUGUCUGAAAUGGAAUCGCUUGCCAUGCUCUUAUCCAUAGCAGCCCCCCGUUUUGCUCCAUACCAAUUCGGGAUAGAUCUUCUCCCCACGCCAGAUGUUGUGUGGACUGUGGAAAUUGUGAAUUUUGAUGGCACAGGGAUCACAAUGACGGAUUGUAUGGUAAUGAGUGAAACAUGUGGAGCCUAUGUUCUGGAUGGGCCUCCCAACAAUUCCUCAAAGGUUUUGCUUGACUUGUCGUCUGCUAAAAUGCCACAUCGUUUUGAUUUGAAGUAUAUAACAGUUAUGAUUAAGAAUUGUGAUUUAUUGUUCGAAGUCGUGCAGCAUUGGCUUUGA
Messenger RNA from Caenorhabditis remanei, 1011 nucleotides. RefSeq lists its product as uncharacterized. Gene Ontology annotation, cellular component: membrane raft. The coding region runs from base 1 to 1011 and encodes 336 amino acids. NCBI's taxonomy places the organism in Eukaryota, Metazoa, Nematoda, Chromadorea, Rhabditida, Rhabditidae. The record is from RefSeq and is a predicted model, not a curated record. The transcript is spliced from 7 exons. Gene Ontology annotation, biological process: innate immune response.